Molecule: messenger RNA, 1287 nt
Organism: Lolium rigidum
Lineage: Eukaryota; Viridiplantae; Streptophyta; Magnoliopsida; Poales; Poaceae
Exons: 14
Coding region: 1-1287 (428 amino acids)
Source: RefSeq, a predicted model, not a curated record
AUGGGCGUCCUGUGGAGCAGCCUCUGGGGCAAGCCGGAGCCGCCGCCGCCGAUGGUGCUGGUGCCGCCGCUCUUCGACUACCCGCCCAUCGCCGCCCGCACCAGGAUGUCGGUGCCAGCAUAUGAGGUGAUGUUCGGAAAGCUCCCGCUGCGCAGUCUGUUUGAGGACUACUUCGAUCACGCGGGGAGCAUGACCUCCAGGUUUAUGCUCAAGCCGCUGGAGGAUCCUCACGUCGAUUUGGUCGCCAACGUAUCUGCAGCUGCUGGUGAAAAUAGUGGAACAGAAGUAAAAGGAGACGCGCUGUUUCGCUGGCAGAAAGAUUUAUAUGAUCCCCAUACCUUUGUGGAACUUCUUGCAUCGACUUCAGACCCCAUGUUGAAGCUGAGGUCAUGUGGUUACUACCCUGAGUAUCACGUUGGUGCAUUUUGGACACUCCCUUUGCUAAUGGGAAACAGGGUGUCUUCUGAGGACUAUGGUGUCCUGGGUGUAAGAUAUGGUUCAGAGAAUCUAUCAGUUGGGGCUUCCUUUGUACCAGUGCCUGGAACUGGUGAGGUGCCAUAUGGAGCAUGGUUGGUUGCGAAAAAAGGAAGUUUAACUGCAGGAGCACAAUAUAAGCCACUUAGUGGAAACCAACAUCCUAUGCCAUAUACGGACCCGAAGAACUGGAAUUAUGCAAUCAGUUAUGGUGUUGGCACAACAAGCCCUCUCAGCCCUUCAUUCAUCUGUUCCCUAGAGCUUGCCAGAAAUAAACAGCUUAUUGCAUCAUUCUAUCAGCACCUGGUUGUUCAAAGAAGGGUGAAGAAUCCUUUUGAAGAUGAUCAGGUUGUUGGUAUCACAAACUACAUUGAUUUGGGACUUGAGUUGGCUGGAGGGAUCGACAAAGAUAAACCAACAGAGAGCGCCAACAACAACUUGUUUCAGUUAGCCGCAAGCUGGCAAGCUAAUAAGAACUUCAUGUUGAAGGGAAAGCUAGGUCCUUCCAAGUCGUCUGUAGCUCUGGCAUUCAAGUCAUGGUGGAGACCAUCCUUUACGCUUAGCGUCACAGCUGUGAAUGACCAUAGGAAGGGGACGACGUCGUACGGCUUUGGAAUCCGCGUCGAGGAUCUCAGGAAGGCCAGCUACGAGAAGGCUGAUGCGAACUACGUGAUGCUGACGCCAAACAAGCAGCACCUGGCGCCGGCUGUCAUGUUUCAGUACGGGGAGCGGCCCAUGUUCCAGGCGGACGUGGAUUCCGGCAACUUCGACCAUCUGCCUGCGGAGAUGAGGCCUAUCGGCAAGAUACUCUAG